Messenger RNA from Brettanomyces bruxellensis, 2934 nucleotides. RefSeq lists its product as uncharacterized. The record is from RefSeq and is a predicted model, not a curated record. Lineage: Eukaryota; Fungi; Ascomycota; Pichiomycetes; Pichiales; Pichiaceae. Gene Ontology annotation, biological process: protein K11-linked ubiquitination; metaphase/anaphase transition of mitotic cell cycle; anaphase-promoting complex-dependent catabolic process. Gene Ontology annotation, cellular component: anaphase-promoting complex. Gene Ontology annotation, molecular function: molecular adaptor activity. The coding region runs from base 1 to 2934 and encodes 977 amino acids. The transcript has a single exon.
AUGUCACAUAUAAAUUGCCAUGACCUUUUCUCAGAUCUGGGGUCAAUCACAAAUCAUAUCAUAAAGAAAACAUUUGGAAGCGACAAGUUCAAGGUUAUAAUCGCCGGGCACAAUGAUUUGAUCCUUGUCAAAGGCUGUCAUAUGAUUUGCAUUACUGGAACUAUAGUCACAAGACAGUUUGAAUUUGAAAAUGAUAUUAUAAACUGCUUUUAUACCAAGUUUAACGAGAGUCAUGAGACCAAACAUUCAUUACACGAAAACAGCUCAGGCAUACAAAAAGUCCUAGUUGUGAUAUUCACUGAUCAGAUAAGGGUUUACAAUAACAAGGGAGGUACAAAGAUACUAGCUGUUCCAUUUCACAUCAAGAGAGCAUUCCCAUUUCAAGAUGGAAUCGUUAUCAACAAAAUGCGGGAUAUGAGUAUCAUAUCCCUGGAUUCAUUUUCAUUAUCAUCUGGCAGUUUGCUUUCAUCAAUUCAAUCGGCUAAAUCAACAUCUGCACUAUCCAGCUCUACCCCGACUUCAAGCGCACCUUUAAACUUUUCUGCACCAAUAGGUCAUUCCUUCUCUUCAGAGAGUAAUUUCUUAACAUUAACCGAUCCCCUAGGAGACUUAGGUAUAAUUGCAUCUUCCUCUGUUACUUCAUUUUCUUCAAAAGAAGAGCUCACAAGCUUUCCGGAAAAUUCCACAUAUUCUUUGGCCACACUUUUCAAUCCUUUGGAGCGGAAGUUAAACGUAUAUCAUGUGAGAUAUCUUUCAAAUUCGAAAAGCCAUAGAAGCAAGAAAAACACAUAUUUAGAGCUCAGGAAAGCAAAUAUCCGAAACACUUCUUCGUCAAGUACCAUGCAACAAAUGACACCGAACACUUCUAGAACACUAGAAAAUGAUUCACGACUUGUGAGAUUGUCAUCAGUUUUAUCAUAUGAUCGAAUGGCAUCUGGCGGUGAGAUCAAUGCAGAUUCUUCUAGUGGUGUGCUUGCCGGUAAUCCAUCGUUUUUUCAAAAGUUGAGAAAAGCCAUAAUUUUUACGAAAUUAAAUUCUUUUUCAUUAAAGGGUACGCUAGACCAACUAAAAGUAUUUAAUAUACUCUUUAAGGAUCAGGAAGCAAUUGUGAUCAGUAACUUGAAGAAAAAACGGACAACAUUUUUAAUUUAUGAUAGUCCUGCAAAUAUUGUGAGCCUUCCAAACUUCAAUGUAAAGUUUUCCCUGAACUCCACCGAUGUUGUGAAGGCCCAAAAUUUGCAGGAUCAUCCCGGAUAUGUGUUAUUAAAGCAGGAGAACAAUAAACUAUUUUUAUUCAAUCCAUUCAUGAAGCUUAGUUCACCAGAAAUAAGUCUUUCGAAAAUUCCGAGGAUUACAGCACUUGAUGGCUUUUUUGGAUCGACAUUGAUUUUAACUAAUAACAAAUCUGAUCGAGUGGUUAUCAAUCUUUCUAUUGAGCCAACAGAUAAAGUCACGGGCACACUUCUUAAAAGUUUUCAGUAUUUGACAAACUCCUACCUCCAGGAAUAUUUUUGGCUUCAAUGGUGUGGAAGUAUGUCUUCGCAAGACUCAAAUGGUUCUGAUUGGGAAUAUUUUAUUAUUACACUUCUCUCGAUGACCUCAUUUUCGGAAAAUAUUAAACCAGACGACGAGGUCAUCAACAAAAACGAAAUUACAAAGCUUUUACCUGCAGCUUCUUUGGCUCGAGCUCAGCGAUUGACGAACAAUUUAGAUCAAUUUGAUCGUAAUUAUAGUCUGGAUAGUUUACUUCCAAUAAUUGUUUUAUCUCUUCAUAUUGUGCGGGAAGAUUUAAGACUAGAUGUCUUAUCAUCAGAAAAAAUGGGGAAGUUGUCUGUAUUUCUUGCUCAGAUGGUUAGUUGGAUGGGCUGGUCUGAAAAAUGGGUACAAUACUACCAUAUAGAUCCUGCGCUUAUUGAUCAAUGCACUAAAAAGUUGUUAUCAGAGCCGAUCGAGGAACCACCAAAUAUAUUUCGAUCCUUGAGCAGUUUGUUCACAGAUCAAAUAGUGCCUUAUAUCACUUUUGCACAAUUGGCGGAGGAUGAUGAAGAGGCGGAUAGAAUAAUUAUACCAAAAACUUACUACUUAUUGCGUUUAUUUGAGGUACUGAUUUCACCACAAUAUGUCCCGGAGGAUUUGAUAAGAAUGAUGGCAGACUAUAAUAUCAAAAAAUCAGACAUCGAAACACUCCCUAUUGGUAUACAUGUUAUUUUAAAGAACAAGAUAAUGCAUUGCAGGGAAAGCAUAUGUUCUCAAUGGGACCUGAAUCAAAGAGAGCUAGCUUUAAUUGGUCGCCGGGAUUUGUUAGAAUCAGAAAACUCACGUAUGGAAAACGUUCUUUCAGCACAAAUAUCAUCAUAUAAUUUGAAAACUGCAGGAGCUAAAGAAAUGCCAGAAAUAAUCAAAUAUGUAAAUAACAAUGCAGUACUUUCACCAUGGGAUGAUCAAGCUGAGGCGGACAGGUUUCACGUUACGCGUUUAAUUUUUUCAGACGAUCGGAGAUUCUAUGAAGUCACAAGACUUUUACAAACAUCGAAAGUACAAACUGGGUUUUUAAAGUUACCAUCUACGAUGGAUGAAAAUAAAAAAUUAACAAAGCAGCGUGCACUAGGUGCGAAGCUUGCUCUCAGGACUCUUACAAUCCCAAUUGGUCGGGCCGCAUUGUUUAUAUCAAGCAGGAAACCACUAGUUACUGAAAAGUUUCCAAUUCCAAAAAUGAACUUUAAUGCCUUAAUUUUACCAGAUAUGAUCAAUAUUGGACUGGAAAAGGGUACAAUUGAUUCUUAUUUGUACGAUUGGGGGUAUUUUCAUAACGGAGUUAGCGCCGGAUUAAUGAUUUCGAGGAGGUUUGAUAAUAUUAGUGGAAGUUGGAUUGUUUUCAAUCGUCCGCCAACAUUAAAUGCUCAACACGCGGGCUUUUUGUUGGGCUUGGAUUGA